UCAGAUAAUCAAUAUCCCUGGGGCCAGGGCAGGGUCUCUUCCCUCAUACUUCCUAAAUCCCUUCCCUGGAAUCCCCUGUGUGUGUGUGUCAGAGGGGACUGAAAUUCUUUUGUCUCUCUCUCCUCCAGGAUGUCAGAACCACCUUGAGCAGGUGUGAGAUGGAGAAGUUCCAGCAGCCAGAGGAGAUUUCUCCUGAACUGGAAGAGCGAGUCAGUGGUUUCUCCCAGAAAAGGAUUGUGCUAUUGGAGAUUCUGGGGAAGUUCAAAGACACUCUGCCGUCGGAAUUGGAGAGAAAAAGGGGAGAAUCAUUUGGAACAUACAGACAGGCGAAUGUGACUCUGGAUCCGGACACGGCUCAUCCCCAACUCGUUGUGUCUCAGGAUCGGAAAAGUGUGAGAUGUGGAGACACACGGCAUCAGCUGCCCAACAACCCUGAGAGAUUUGACUAUUGGUCUUGUGUGCUGGGCUGUGAGGGAUUCACUUCGGGGAGACAUUGCUGGGAGGUGGAGGUGGGGGCUGGGGGAUACUGGGCUGUGGGGGUGGCCAGAGAGUCUGUGAGGCGGAAGGGAGGGAUCAGCCGUAGCCCUGAGGGGGGGAUCUGGGCUGUGGUGUGGUGGGGGUGUCAGUUCCAGGCUCUCACCUCCCCUGUGACUCCCCUGCCCCUGAGCCGGGUCCCCAGCAGGAUCUGGUUUUGUCUGGACUGUGACCGGGGGCAGGUGACAUUUAUCGAUGCUGGUGACGAGGCCCCGAUCUUCACUUUCCCGCCGGGCUCCGUCCCUGGGGAGAGAAUCCGACCCUGGAUCUGUGUGGAGACAUGGGGAUCCUGGCUCAGCCUGUGUCCCUGA
This is a messenger RNA of Chelonoidis abingdonii (Abingdon island giant tortoise), 845 nucleotides long. The record is from RefSeq and is a predicted model, not a curated record. Lineage: Eukaryota; Metazoa; Chordata; Testudines; Testudinidae.